AUGAUCACAUCCAAGGAUACAGAGUUGCUCAGGAAUCUUGGUGAGGAUCAUUGCUUCCCGAGGGGCUACCCUGUGAUUUGGCAGCCAGGACAGCGGUUGCACCUGUGUGGCUUUUACCCGAAGUUCAAGAAUGAUGCCGAGUACAGAUCAAUAUCAACAGAAGGUGUUUCCCGCUUGUCACUUACGAUCAAGUGGUCUGGCUUUCUGUUUGCAUUGCUGGCAUUCUCUCACGAAAAUAAUUACUACUGGGUCGUUACGUCCAAGAAUAGUGCCAACUGCGUCCAAUCGCCUCUGGAAGACUUCACGCAACUAGCAGCUGAUGUGAUUGCAUCUGAGCUGGGCGACACGCUUCCGUUCGCAAUCAAGCUCCUUGCAGACAGGAAGACCUACUUGUGUGGUGAGUGCCUGAGCAUGUCUGACCAAGGACAUGGUUAUUCCUAUCACAAAGACGCUGCCAUGAUAACGUGUGCAGGCAAAUAUGACAAUCAGUACAGAGCAGAACAAGAUGAUGCAUCGCUCCUUCUGCAUCUACCCUUGUCGGAGAUGAGAACUCUCGCGCAGGAAUGUGGUUUUCGUUGUGUGCAGCAACUAGAAGUUCCAUCGAGCAAGGUGCAGCGAAUUGUGGAUGAGCUGGAGGCCAUGCGUGACUUCCUCACCCUGAAGACAACGAUGCGUCUUCUGGCUCGUUAUGGCUUACCCGUCGAGCAGUUUCGGGAGCACGCGGACAUAAUUGAUUCCGAUACACUGGAGGGAUUGGUGAUGCACUACCAUUAUUCGGGCAAGCCAUCACUUCGUGUGAAAUGGAAACUUCCACGCUACACUUUUGUGACGACACUCUUGCGCCCAGUCCGAAAGAACGGCAUCUCCAGCUCAAGAUUAGUAGACAAAUCAGCAUCGAUGGCCAAGAGUUGGUGUCGGACCCAAGAAGGGUGUGACUAUUUCACAUGUUUCGGCGUGCUGGCCGGCGAGCUGGUCAAGGACUUACCUGGUGGAACGCUGGUGGCUCCCUGGAUUUCAGCUGCAGAGGAGGUGCUUGCGCUGGAGCACGGUGAGCUUCUGCGGCGAGGCCGGCAGGUCAUCGAGCGGACCCGAGAUCAGGUGUCGGCAGCGCUGACCAAGUCAAAGCACAUCUUGCACGUGCAGAAGCAUGACUCCAUCGGCUGCGCCCUCGUGACCUUUACGAGUUCGGAGGCCUGCCAGCGACUUUUGCAAUUGGGCGCGCGGCUUGACAUCGGUGGGGUUGUGGCUGACUUGAAAAGGCACACUGACAAGACAACGGGGCAGCCCUCAACAGACACAGUGUUCGUUGCUUGGGGGAGGCAACAAGAGCUGAGCUCUCCGGUCAGCAGCGAAGCGUUACUGGCUUCCUUGGAGAGCUAUAUCUCCGGCUCUCCGAAUGCCUCUCCCAUUGUUCUUCCCGAAAAACGGCCCGUUGCUCCACAGAGAAGUGGCUGGCAGCUUAGGCUUGUCCUGAGAGGGAUCAUGGGGUCUGGAAAAACGACUUUGGCCCGAGCACUUGCUUCUGAGCUGAAGGCUGCUUACAUCAGUCAAGAUGACUAUGCGCAUCAUGGCAAGGACGCGCGCCGCGCUUCAUUCCUGGAAGAGGUCCGGCAGGCAACAGCAUCGGUGCUGGUUCUAGAUCGGGUCAACUCCCUCCGGCGCCAUCGAGCGGAGAUUCUGGAGGUGCUCCACGGUGAUGGCACGGCGGUGCUGCUUUCCUUGCACCACCCCCUUGACCCUCCAGGCCAGGAUGCUGGAGAGGGCGCCUUGCGCCUCGCCGAAACUCGCAUCCUGCAGCGCGCGGACCACCAAACGCUCUCUGGGAACAGGACGGACUUGUCAUCGAUCCUGCGAUGCACGGCAAAUCUCAUGGAACCUGUCACGGAUGCCGAAGUCGCAGCCUUUGGCGCGCACAUUAGGGUGGACAUGACCCUCUCGCCACAAGAUGCAUUCGCCUUCGUACUUGAGCAACUCGAGUCUCUGGGCUUGGCAGAAAGAAAUGACGCUGCACAGUGGGCGAUACGAGCACCCUUCCCUUUUGACAUCGCCUCCGCUCAGUGA
Messenger RNA from Symbiodinium natans, 2061 nucleotides. The record is from the annotation of a GenBank genome assembly. Lineage: Eukaryota; Dinophyceae; Suessiales; Symbiodiniaceae.